Malurus melanocephalus (red-backed fairy wren) is the source of this 1355-nucleotide messenger RNA. RefSeq names its product neuropeptide Y receptor Y1 (gene NPY1R). Gene Ontology annotation, molecular function: neuropeptide Y receptor activity; neuropeptide binding. The record is from RefSeq and is a predicted model, not a curated record. Gene Ontology annotation, cellular component: plasma membrane; neuron projection. The coding region runs from base 1 to 1158 and encodes 385 amino acids. Gene Ontology annotation, biological process: G protein-coupled receptor signaling pathway. The transcript is spliced from 2 exons. Lineage: Eukaryota; Metazoa; Chordata; Aves; Passeriformes; Maluridae.
AUGAAUACCUCGGUUCUCGCCCCACUGGGAAACGUUUCCGGCCACCUGAAUUUCUCGGAGAUGAACUCGCAGAUCUUGCAGUUUGAGGACGAAGAUUGCCAUGUGCCUUUGGCCAUGGUCUUCACUUUGGCCUUGGCUUAUGGGACCGUGAUAAUUCUGGGAGUCUCUGGGAAUCUGGCCUUGAUUGUCAUUAUUUUAAAACAAAAGGAGAUGCGCAAUGUUACUAACAUCCUCAUUGUCAACCUGUCGUUUUCUGAUCUCCUAGUGACCAUCAUGUGUCUUCCCUUUACCUUUGUGUACACUUUAAUGGACCACUGGAUUUUUGGGGAGGCCAUGUGCAAGUUGAACCCCUUUGUGCAGUGCGCCUCCAUCACCGUCUCGGUCUUUUCUUUAGUCCUCAUUGCUGUUGAGCGCCAUCAGCUGAUCAUCAAUCCCCGUGGCUGGAGGCCGAGCAACAGACAUGCYUACAUGGGGAUUGCUGCCAUAUGGAUUUUAGCCACUGCUUCCUCUUUGCCUUUCCUGAUCUACCACGUAUUAACAGAUGAGCCCUUCAGAAAUGUAACAUUUGAUGAAUACAAGGACAAAUAUGUUUGCUUGGACCUGUUCCCCUUGGACACUGCCAGGCUUUCUUACACCACAAYGCUUUUGGUGAUUCAAUACUUUGGACCGCUUUGUUUUAUAUUUAUUUGCUACUUGAAGAUAUACAUACGGUUAAAAAAAAGGAACAACAUGAUGGACAAGAUGAGAGACAGUAAGUACAGAUCCUCUGAAACCAAAAGGAUCAACAUCAUGCUGAUAUCAAUAGUGGUCGCAUUUGCAGUUUGCUGGCUGCCUCUCACCAUCUUCAAUAUUGUGUUUGAUUGGAAUCAUGAAAUUCUGCCCGUUGCUACCUGCAGCCACAACCUGUUGUUCCUGAUUUGCCACCUCACUGCCAUGAUCUCUACCUGUGUGAAUCCCAUCUUCUACGGGUUUCUCAAUAAGAACUUCCAAAGGGACUUGCAGUUUUUUUUCCAUUUUUGUCAUUUCCACUCCCGUGAGGAGGAUUAUGAGACUAUAGCCAUGUCCACCAUGCACACAGAUGUUUCAAAAACCUCUCUAAAGCAGGCAAGCCCUGUCACAUUUAAAACAAUAAAUAGUGAUGAUGAUGAAAAAAUAUAAAGAAGUGAUAAAAAUUCUACAUCAAACUGCAAGAAGUGUGAUUGGAGGUGAAGUGUGUCCAAGGACAAGCUCAAUUACAUAACAAGUACAAAAAGGAUAAUGUUUUUCUUCCUUUUCCCAGGAACUUUGAUUGUUGUCACUUUGAAAUUAUGCGCUGUGAAUUUUUGCCCCUUUUACUGCUUUAAUGUUCACAGAAG